Arabidopsis lyrata subsp. lyrata is the source of this 315-nucleotide messenger RNA. RefSeq names its product ER membrane protein complex subunit 8/9 homolog. Gene Ontology annotation, cellular component: EMC complex. Lineage: Eukaryota; Viridiplantae; Streptophyta; Magnoliopsida; Brassicales; Brassicaceae. The record is from RefSeq and is a predicted model, not a curated record. The transcript is spliced from 2 exons. Bases 1 to 255 code for a protein of 84 amino acids.
AUGAUCGAGCUGGAGGAGCAUUAUGUGGCUCAAGGUUUAAGUAUUCUUGGAUACUUUCAUGCAAACGAGAGGUUUGAUGAUGUUGAGCUCUGUGGUGUGGCUAAAAACAUUGGUGAUCUCAUUUCUCGUUAUUUUCCUCAGGCACCAAUUCUCUUGGUAAUUAAAUGUCUUAUCCUUUACUUUCAAAGCUUUACUGUUAUUCAUUGUGAUAAAUGCUUCUUGGUUGAUAUAAAUAGAAGUGUCAUAGUUAUAUAAACGUCAAAUGCUUUUGUAGGUAAACGUCAAAUGCUAGUUCUUAUAGCAUUUAAAACUGUA